Messenger RNA from Conger conger (European conger), 2560 nucleotides. It is a transcript of the gene fam161b, whose product is annotated as FAM161 centrosomal protein B. Lineage: Eukaryota; Metazoa; Chordata; Actinopteri; Anguilliformes; Congridae. Gene Ontology annotation, biological process: cilium organization. Gene Ontology annotation, cellular component: cilium. The record is from RefSeq and is a predicted model, not a curated record. The transcript has 9 exons. Bases 130 to 2148 code for a protein of 672 amino acids.
UUACAUUGCCAACGGUGGGAACCGACACUACGUAGCUUGAUUAGCGAAGGUUUGCCAGUAUUCUUCACAAUAAUAAAAUUUAGCAAAAGCUUAUUUUUCAUAUUUAAACGAUGCCAACGGUCCCACAUCAUGUCGCAUAUGUCAAACAAUCUGUCAAUUUUGAAGGGGAAUACAAGAACCGAAAAUACUGCAUCAGAACUCUUGGGCUCUACUGAAAUGAAGGGCUUUCCCCCCAAAGACUCCUCUGAUUCAGAAGAGGGAGAGGCUCUUGACAGACUGAAGAAGGAGAGAGCCAUGGACAGCCUACUGGCCUUCUUACAGCAGGAAGUGGAAAGCCCGACACAGACUGAGUUGCUGCUCCAGCACAGGCUACAGACCUUGAAGGAGGCCCACAAGCAGCAGCUACAGAAGACAGAGUAUCUGCACCAACAAAGUCUGGAGAAGAGGAUGUUGCACAACUCACUGCUCAUUGAAGGAAAUGAGAGAAAUACCAGUGCUGAGAAGCACCUAGACAAAUUCUUCAGCUCACACAACAAGACUGACACUAGUAUAGAAACGGAGACUCCAAGGUGUAAAGGCCCAAGGAAGUCCCACUCCAUGUCUGACCUCAGUUCAGUGAAAACAGUUCCUACUAGGGCCUCCCCACAGCCUAGAGCAUCCCAGAUGCCUGCCACUAUCUCUGUAGCCUGGGCCUCAGGUACAACAGCACCAAAACCCUUCAGCAUGAGCCUGAGAGAAACUCAGAGGAGAUUUCAGCUGCUCCAAAACAAAAUGCCUCUGGAUGUUGAGACGGACCUGGAAAGCAAAAGGAAGGCAGAGGAGGCAGAGUGUCAAAAGCAGUUCCGUGCUGCACCUGUGCCUGGACAUGUUAACCUUUCGCUCUACCACGUCAUCACAGAGGCCCAGGAGAAGGCAAGGAAGACGGGUGUGGAGCAAAGGAAGGAUUUCUUGCUUUCCGUGCAGAAACCCUUUCGUUUUAUGGAGCGAGAAGAGAAAAAGAAACAGGAGUUGACUAAACAGCUGAGCAGCUCAGCCCCUUCAGCCAACACUGCCGUGUCCAAUGAAGUAAGGAGGUCAAUCCCCAAAGCAGUCAUGGACCCAGGAGUUAGUGACCAUCUGAAAGAAAAAGAGCUGAGCAGGAAGAUUCGUAUACAGACUCGGGCACAGGAGAUGCUCAGAAACUCCAUGGCGCCAAUUGAGACACAGGUGCACAGGGAAGAUCUUGAGAAGCGUAGUGCCGACCGCACAAAGAAGCAGGCCCUAGGGUUGCUGGAAGAGAAGCCCACUUUCAAGCCCACAACGAAUGCCAAGGUGCCAGAUUUUGACAGGCUGUACCGGGCCUUCCAGAAAGAGGCUUUGAGGAGGGCAGAAAUGAAGGACGUCACUCGGUGUCAGCCCUUCAAACUACGUACCUCAGAUUUGCCUCAAAGACAGAGCCAGAAGAAAACUGAACUAUCACAGGAAGAGCUAGGCAAGACCUAUCUGAAGAGAAGCCAUUCCUUCAGUGGCAUCACGUCUCUUUCAACUGACACACUUCCCACCUACAUCACAGAUGAUGCAAGGAAGCGCUGCUCUGCUAUCAGACGGUCUAUGGAGGAAAAGGUGAACAAGGAGCAUGAGAAUGCACAGUGGAUGCAAGUACACAAGAUAAAAGCACAGUCCAUGAAAAAUACUGUGACCUCACGGGCAAAGGCUAUGGACCCACACAGGAGUCUGAAGGAGGUGUACCAAGAGAAGCUGAAACAACACCGGGAGACAGACCAAAAGAGGAUGAAAGAGUAUAAAAGAGAGUUACAAGAGAUGAAGACACGAGUCAAGGUCCGUCCAUACCUGUUUGAACAGGUAUCACAGAAAAAUGCAAAGUCAGGUGCGGAGCGGCGAUAUAGGGUACGGUUGGAGCAGGAGGGGUUAAAUGAGCAUUUUGUGCAAAAGAAAGGGGAAAGCAUUGAUGUGGGGGAAAGCAUCACAGUGACACCUCCCCUUACAUCUGAUGAGGUCCACAGCAGUGAGAUUGAUGCCCGGAUUACGAAUAUAGGUACAGAACAUUCAGCAGACAUUUGUGUGAAGGAAAAGGAAGUGUAUGAACCAACCAGGAAAAAACCAAAUGAAAUUUCCAUUUCACAGAUGAGAGCAUUGUGCGCAGAAUAAUGAGUAGAGUUUCUGCAUUCAGUUUCUAACAUUCUUUAAUUCAUUGUUGUGUCUAGAAAUCGUAGAUUUUACAAGUGCACAUCAGGCUUUUAUAAUUUAACUGGUAUUACUUGAAUUAUAAAGUGCAUUUGACACUGUAAUAAGGGGUUCAUAUACACUAUAUUUUUAUAAUUGAGAAUAUUACAUAUGCUUAAAUUUGAAUUACCAUUGGUCAGGGAUUAUACCCGUUUAACGCAAAUUCAUUAAAGGAAAUUGUGCAGCUGCACACUCCUACAUAAUUACAAGAAGCAGUCAGACUUUGUUACAAGACUUGCAGCUUUGGUUUCAAAGGAGGAUAACCUAGCAUUUUGGAGAGCAAUAGAAUAUGGUGUAACCACAGAAUUCCCAAAUAAAAAUUCUACGAUGUUCAAAA